CAUACAAUUCUAAUAGAGAAUUUUUUUGGAAGAAAACUAGAAGACGUGUUAGUAUGAAGAAGACAACUUCACUUGUAUUUCUUGUUAGCUUACUUAUCAUAUUUGCCUCAGUUUUGAAUCAGGUAAAAGCAGAAACAUGCGACGACAACCUAGGUCUUUGUAAGAAUUGCGACCAAAGGUGUAAGGCCAAACACGGGCCAUCGAGUGUAAGCAAAUGUAACGGUCCGGAGGGGACGUGCAUGUGCACCCACGAAUGUGCACCAGCGCCAAAACUUUUCCCAGCCAAAGUGUGCGUUGGUGCGAUUGAUAUGUGCACUGAUACUUGUCCUCUGAGUUGUUGUGAUAGACUAUGCGCAAUAAAAUACAAAAAUGGACGUGGGGGUUGUGUCAACUAUGUUGGUUAUAGGAUGUGUAUAUGCGAGUACUCUUGCUAAAACAUAUUGACAAAUUUCGUAAACAAAUAAUAUGGUGAUAUCUAUUAAUUUAGAUUAAUUUCGAUUCGAUA
Capsella rubella is the source of this 505-nucleotide messenger RNA. Its product is annotated as putative defensin-like protein 179. Bases 54 to 434 code for a protein of 126 amino acids. The transcript has 2 exons. NCBI's taxonomy places the organism in Eukaryota, Viridiplantae, Streptophyta, Magnoliopsida, Brassicales, Brassicaceae. The record is from RefSeq and is a predicted model, not a curated record.